CGGAACUGUGCCGCCGUCGCCGAGCGGAGCAAUGUCGGCUAGUAGCCUUCUGGAGCAGAGACCCAAGGGCCAAGGCACCAAAGUGCAAAAUGGAUCUGUGCACCAGAAAGAUGGACUAAACGAUGAUGAUAUCGAACCUUACUUGAGUCCUCAGGCUAGACCGAAUAAUGCGUACACGGCAAUGUCUGAUUCCUACCUGCCAAGUUAUUACAGUCCAUCCAUUGGAUUCUCCUACUCCUUAGGUGAAGCUGCUUGGUCAACUGGGGGCGAUCCACCCAUGCCCUAUUUAACAUCUUAUGGACAGCUAAGCAAUGGGGAGCCUCACUAUCUCCCAGAUGCCAUGUUUGGACAGCCAGGGGCCCUUGGCAGCACUCCAUUUCUUGGACAGCAUGGCUUUAACUUUUUUCCAAGUGGGAUUGACUUCUCAGCUUGGGGCAAUAACAGUUCUCAGGGGCAGUCCACUCAAAGCUCUGGAUAUAGCAGCAACUAUGCUUAUGCACCGAGCUCAUUGGGCGGAGCCAUGAUCGAUGGACAGUCUGCUUUUGCCAGUGAGACCCUGAAUAAGGCUCCUGGAAUGAAUACCAUUGACCAGGGGAUGGCAGCGUUGAAGCUGGGCAGCACUGACGUUGCAAACACUGUCCCCAAAGUGGUUGGCUCUGCUGUUGGCAGCGGCUCUAUUGCCAGCAAUAUUGUGGCUUCUAACAGUUUGCCCCCAGCGACCAUCGCUCCUCCCAAGCCAGCCUCCUGGGCUGAUAUCGCCAGCAAACCCGCCAAACAGCAGCCCAAGCUGAAGACCAAGAAUGGAAUUGCAAGUUCAAGUCUUCCACCACCCCCAAUAAAGCAUAACAUGGAUAUUGGGACUUGGGAUAACAAAGGACCAGUGGCAAAAUCUCCAUCCCAGGUUUUAGUUCAGAAUAUCGGUCAGCCACCAUCCCAGAUAUCCCCCCAACCGAUGGGUCAGGCAAUGAGUAACAGCCCACCCGCUGUGCAGCCUUCAGCAGGACAACAGCCACAACCACUGCCACCUCCACCACCCCAGCCAACUCAGCUGCCAGUGCAGCAGCAGGCGCCUCAGCCUGCCCGCUGGGUUGCCCCUCGUAACCGCAGCAACGGGUUUGGUCAAAAUGGAGUGGAUGGCAGUGCCGUUGGACAGUCUCAGACCACUUCUGGUGCUGUCCCUUCAGAGCCACACCCAGUCUUGGAGAAGUUGCGAUCCAUCAACAACUACAAUCCGAAGGAUUUUGACUGGAACCCAAAACAUGGUCGGGUUUUCAUCAUCAAGAGUUACUCCGAGGACGAUAUCCACCGCUCCAUUAAAUAUAACAUCUGGUGCAGCACAGAGCAUGGUAAUAAAAGACUGGAUGCUGCUUACCGCUCCAUGAACGGGAAAGGUCCUGUUUACUUACUGUUCAGUGUCAAUGGCAGUGGUCACUUCUGUGGAGUUGCAGAAAUGAAAUCUGCCGUGGACUACAACACGUGUGCAGGCGUAUGGUCCCAGGACAAAUGGAAGGGACGUUUUGACAUCAGGUGGAUUUUUGUGAAGGACGUUCCCAACAGCCAACUGCGGCACAUCCGCCUAGAGAACAAUGAGAAUAAACCAGUGACCAACUCCAGGGACACUCAGGAGGUGCCUCUGGAAAAGGCUAAGCAGGUGCUGAAAAUCAUUGCUACCUACAAGCACACCACUUCAAUUUUUGAUGACUUCUCACACUAUGAGAAACGCCAGGAGGAGGAGGAAAAUGUGAAAAAGGAACGCCAAGGCCGUGUGAAGUAGAACAGUGGCCCCUUCCACAGAGACUGCAGCAGAUGUUGCAACCUGGGUAUCUUUCAGACAGGAAGGAAAACUACACCACAGAGAAUUAGGACUUGUUUCAUUGACUUCAAAAAGACUCUUAAACUUUCAGUUUAAAUAAAAAAAAAGUAUUGGAAUUUCACAAGAUACAUAGGACUUAAAAAAACAAACAAAAAAAAACAACAACAAAAAACCCUUCUAGGUAGAGUAUAGGUGAAAACUGUCCCCUUUUUUGGCUUUGAUUGUGAUUUCAGAGCAUACGCUUUGGUUUUUUGUCUUUUUACUAUGUUAAUCGGAUUUUAAGGUCCGUAAGUGGCAUAUGCCUUUUUUCUCUAAUUUUUAAACCUGCCGCCUUCCCCUUAGCCUUCUUGAACCCAUCUUCCCUUUGGUUGUUGUUUUUUUGUUUUUGGCAUUUGCACUUGGAACACCGAGUUGUGACUUUCUUUUGGACAUCCACCAUAGGAAGUGGAAUGAAUAAGUUUUUCCCUCCCCCCACGGACUGGAAGAAGAAUUCUGUGACGAAUGUGAGUUUUUUUUUCUUAUGCCUAGAAGAUUUGGAUGGAAUCUGUCAACAGGCAUGUCUUGGAGGGAAUGCUUCAUUUUCUCUUACCCUCUUGUCACUCAAAAAAAAAGAAAAGUCAAAUGCGAAGAAGUCCUAAGAAAUGUUCUGUUCUUGUGCAUUAUAUGGAUUACAGAUUAAGUCUGGAUUGAUUUGAUUUGAAGGCUAAAAAGAACAGUGGUAAAAAAAAACUUGUUUGUUUACAGGAAAAUUAAUUUUGGAAGAAAAAUAUUGUAACUGUGUAGUGAAUGUUUCUUCAGUUUUCUUGUUAAGCCAAUGAGGAAUGGGCAUUGCCUUUCUUUCACCAUUAAUCACUUCUCAAUAAUAAACGUGAGAUCCUGUUGAGCAUCA
Molecule: messenger RNA, 2702 nt
Organism: Euleptes europaea (tarantolino)
Lineage: Eukaryota; Metazoa; Chordata; Lepidosauria; Squamata; Sphaerodactylidae
Gene: YTHDF2
Product: YTH N6-methyladenosine RNA binding protein F2
Exons: 5
Coding region: 32-1774 (580 amino acids)
Biological process (GO): mRNA destabilization
Cellular component (GO): cytoplasm
Molecular function (GO): N6-methyladenosine-containing RNA reader activity; mRNA binding
Source: RefSeq, a predicted model, not a curated record